Neogale vison (American mink) is the source of this 1776-nucleotide messenger RNA. RefSeq names its product glutamine-dependent NAD(+) synthetase-like. Lineage: Eukaryota; Metazoa; Chordata; Mammalia; Carnivora; Mustelidae. Gene Ontology annotation, cellular component: cytoplasm. The transcript has 18 exons. Gene Ontology annotation, biological process: NAD+ biosynthetic process. The record is from RefSeq and is a predicted model, not a curated record. Gene Ontology annotation, molecular function: glutaminase activity; ATP binding; NAD+ synthase (glutamine-hydrolyzing) activity.
AUGAGGCAGGACGCCCGCGGGGAGCCGCAGGCUGGGGACAGCGGGGACCGUGUGAGGCACAUCGAGGCCAGGAGCAGGCAGACAGAGGAGUAUUUUCUCCCCCGGAUGAUACAGGAUGUGACGAAGCAGGAGAUCGUGCCCUUUGGAGACACAGUGCUGGCCACCUGGGGCACCUGCAUCGGGAGCGAGAUCUGUGAGGAGCUCUGGACGCCCCACAGCCCACAUGUGGACAUGGGCCAGGACGGCAUGGAGAUCUUCACCGAUGCCUCGGGCAGCCACCACGUGCUACGCAAAGCCCACACCAGGGUUGAUCUGUUGACCAUGUCCACCGCCAAGAAUGGUGGGAUCUACUUGCUGGCCAGCCAGAAGGGCUGUGACGGGGACUGGCUCUACUACAACAGCUGCGCCCUGAUCGCCAUAAACGGCUGCAUUUUCGCACAGGGGUCCCAGUUCUCCCUGGACGACGUGGAGGUCCUCGCCGCCACGUUGGAUUUGGAGGACGUCCGAAGCCAAAGGGCAGAGAUUUCAUCUCGAAACCUGGCAGCAUCACGUUGUGAACCCUACCCCCGUGUGAAGGUGGACUUCGACCUCUCGUGCCGCGAGGACCUCUUGGAGCUGCCGUCAGAGCCCAUCGAGUAGACGUACCAUAGUCCCGAGGAGGAGAUCAGCCUCGGUCCCGCGUGCUGGCUCUGGGACUUUCUAAGACGUAGCCGACAGGCCGGGUUCUUCUUACCUCUGAGUGGUGGGGUGGACAGCACGGCCACUGCCUGCAUCGUCUACUCCAUGUGCUGCCAGGUCUGCAAGGCCGUGAAGCAGGGAAACCAGGAAGUGCUGGCUGACGUCCGGACCAUCGUGGACGAGCUCAGCUACACCCCCCAGGACCCCAGGGACCUCUCCGGCCGCGUGCUGACUUGCUACAUGGCCAGUGAGAACUCACCCCAGGAGACGUGUGGCAGAGCCAGGGAGCUGGCCCAGCAGAUCGGCAGCCACCACAUCGGCCUCAACAUCGAGCCCACGGUGACGGCCGUCGUGGGCAUCUUUAGCCUGGUGACGGGUUGAAGGCCUCUGUUCGCGGCUCACGGAGGGAGCAGCAGGGAGAACCUGGCCCUGCAGAACAUGCAGGCUCAGCUAAGGAAGGUCGUGGUGUAUAUGUUUGCUCAGCUGAGCCUCUGGGCCCGGGGCACUCGCGGAGGACUGCUAGUGCUUGGAUCGGCCAACGUGGACGAGAGCCUCCUCGGCUACCUGACCAAGUACGACUGCUCCAGUGCAGACAUCAACCCCAUUGGUGGAAUCAGCAAGACAGACCUGAAGGCCUUUGUCCAGUUCUGCAUGGAACGCUUCCAGCUUCCCACCCUGCAGGGCAUCCUGGCAGCACCGGCCACCGCAGAGCUGGAGCCCUUGACUGACGGCAAGGUGUCCCAGAUGGAUGAAGAAGACAUGGGCAUGACAUACACGGAGCUGUCCAUCUACGGCCGCCUCCGGAAGGUCGCCAAGGCCAGGCCCUACAGCAUGUUCUGCAGACUUACCACCAUAUGGAAGGACGUAUGUUCCCCCCACCAGGUGGCUGACAGGGUGAGGCGCUUCUCCAAGUACACGGCAAACAGACACAAUAUGACCACGCUGACGCCCGCAUACCACGCGGAGAGCUACAGCCCCGAUGACAACAGGUUUGACCUGCGGCCGUUCCUAUACCACGCCAGCUGGCCCUGGCAGUUCCAAUGCGUGAAGGAUGCGGUUGUCCAGCUUGAGAGCAGAGGCCAGCAGGACCUGGACUGA